ACAAAUUUUAUAUUAUUUUUUUAGUUCCUAAAUUGGUUUAUUUGAACUAACCUUGGUUUGAUUGCAAAGUCUACAAACACAUUGAAUUUCAUACUAGCAAUAACCAUUUAACUUUGAGAUUGAACCAUAUUAUCCUCAUGUGAAACACACCACAGAUGAUGAAUGUCUCCAUGGUUUGAUUUGAAUUGAUUAGAUAAUGUAUUUUAGAGUUUCCUUGUUCUUUUUCUUCGGUCUUUUCAGCUAUCAAUGAAAAUGCAGUAAUUAGUUCUCUAUAUGUAUAUAUAUACUUUACUUUUUUUGUUCUGCUCUAAUAAUAAAAGAGGUGAAACAUGAAUUUUAGGCACAUUAUUUUUAAGUUUUAUCAGCAAAACAUUGACUGAAAUUUUUAGCAGAGGCAUGCAAUUACAUCUGCAUUACCAAAAAUGAUGUAAUUGCAUUGCUCUUCUAAAAAUUUAUCAAGUCAAUGGAGUGCACACUAAUGAAACAUCAACAUCAGAAAAAGACACAUUCAUUUUUCUGUAUAUAAACAAUAGAUUGGUUCCAAUGUGUUUGAACAUCUCAAGAAAAGAACAACAAUGGCAGAAAAUAAGAGCAAAAUAUUGAUCAUCGGAGGAACAGGUCACAUGGGAAAAUUCAUAGUGCAAGCAAGUGCCAACUCCGGCCACCCUACCUUCAUCCUUCUCUGGCCAACCACAGUCUCCGAUCCGGUGAAAAUGAACCUCAUUAAUGACUUCAAGAGCUCUGGUGUUACAAGUCUCUAUAUAGAUAUACAUGAUCAUGAGAGUUUAGUGAAGGCCAUCAAACAAGUUGAUGUAGUGAUAUCAGCUUUGGGAUCUCACCAAGUGAAUGAUCAGACUAAGAUCAUAGACGCCAUUAAAGAAGCCAGAAACAUCAAGAGGUUCUUCCCCUCUGAAUUUGGGAUUGAUGUUGAUCGAUCUCACAGCGUUGAUCCCGCUAAAUCACUCUUUAGCAUCAUUUCUCAACAAAGAAGAACAAUUGAAGCAUCAGGCAUUCCUUACACCAUUGUGGUCUCUAUCUUGUUUGCAAGCUACUUCCUUCCUACACUGGCUCAAGCUGAAGCCACAGGUCCUCCCACUGAUAAAGUGUUCAUACUUGGUGAUGGCACCCCUAGAGCAAUCUUUGUGAAAGAGGAGGAUAUUGCAACAUACACCAUUAGAGCUGUGGAUGAUCCAAGAACAGUGAACAUGGUUCUUUACUUGAAACCUCCUGCCAAUUUUUACUCUCAAAAUGAACUUGUUGCACUGUGGGAGAAGAAGACUGGCAAAACCUUGGAGAAAAUCUAUGUCCCUGAGGAUCAAAUUUUCAAGAGAAUUCAAGAGACUGAAUAUCCAGUGAAUCUGCUACUUGCAAUAAACCAUUCAGUGUUUGUGAAUGGUGAUUGUACAAACUUUGAGAUUGAACCAAGAUUUGGAGUUGAAGCUUCAAAACUUUAUUUUGAUGUGAAGUACACCACUGUUGAUGAGUAUCUCAAUGGUCUGUCUCAUUUGAAUUAAUCUUGAUGUAUUGAUGAUUUAAGUAUCUUAUAUUAUAUACAAUUGUCUAAAUGAAUAAUGAGUUUG
Molecule: messenger RNA, 1580 nt
Organism: Dioscorea cayenensis subsp. rotundata (Guinea yam)
Lineage: Eukaryota; Viridiplantae; Streptophyta; Magnoliopsida; Dioscoreales; Dioscoreaceae
Product: isoflavone reductase-like protein
Exons: 5
Coding region: 576-1514 (312 amino acids)
Molecular function (GO): oxidoreductase activity
Source: RefSeq, a predicted model, not a curated record